This is a messenger RNA of Colletotrichum navitas, 879 nucleotides long. RefSeq lists its product as uncharacterized. The record is from RefSeq and is a predicted model, not a curated record. The transcript has a single exon. Bases 1 to 879 code for a protein of 292 amino acids. NCBI's taxonomy places the organism in Eukaryota, Fungi, Ascomycota, Sordariomycetes, Glomerellales, Glomerellaceae.
AUGGCGACUACUCGUGACGUCUCUCGGCAGGUUCCCACCGCACGCCGAGACCGCCUCCAGCAAUUCGGUUCGCAGGAGUGGCAGGGCAUCGAGGUAAAAGUCUUGUUCAUCUUCAACUCUCCCGACGGUGGAAAAGCCGAGGGCGACGGUAUUAAGUGGGAAGCCUUCCUUCUGUUCAAAGCUCGGGACUUGCCACGGCUCAUGAGAGAGGGUUUCCACUGGAACGCAGCCAACUUGGAUAGGGAGGCCGGCUACAUGGAGCGGCGUCUCCUCUCCGACGACAGGUUCAACGAUGAAGACCGCUGGUCGUGCUCCCGCACCUUUUUCCUCUCGGACCUGAGCGACGACCCUCAAUGGGCCGCGAAGCUCAUCGUCUACCCGGAGAAGGUGACUGUCUUGUCAAGCUUCACAAUCACGAACAUCAACAUGGACACUAUGAAUGGGGCUGCCGCGUGUAAGAAGGUGGCUGACCAGGACAGAGCCACACAGUGGGUUUACUUCUGGCAUCGCAACUAUCUGGAGGACAACUUCAACGCCAUCUACGACGACAUGCCGUUGACAGGAUGGUGGCCAUGGCCCAGGCAAGAAGUCGACGAUGACGAUAUUACCUUGAUGGACGUGGCAAAUGAGUGGCGAGAGACUUGGAUACCUGGUCAGACAGGCAGUUUUUAUCGACAUAGUUGGAAAAUACAGUACAGAUCAUAUCAAUUUGGUCGACGAGGAACAAGCCUCGAACCCCUGUUCAUAGUGACAUGUCCGACUCAACCGUGCAGGGCUACACAUCCCGCCCAGCAGCAGAUUGAAUGCUCACGCAUUCUUGUCAAUAUGACGUGGAUGUCAAGUGUGACGACAAUCAAAAGCACGGUGACAAGCAAGUAG